Molecule: messenger RNA, 617 nt
Organism: Erigeron canadensis
Lineage: Eukaryota; Viridiplantae; Streptophyta; Magnoliopsida; Asterales; Asteraceae
Exons: 3
Coding region: 163-513 (116 amino acids)
Source: RefSeq, a predicted model, not a curated record
AUAUUCAUAUAAACAAUCUUGUUCUCUGUAUUAUCAUUGACAAUAUCUGCAACAACAACUCGAAGGAAUUUCUUUUCGUUGCCUGGUACUCCAGACUACGAUAAGCACCACUACUAUAAGAAACGUGAUAUUCUUUUACCAGAAAAGUAUUAUGCUUGGAUCAUGGUGCCUGCGGUGAUUAUAGGAUUUUUUGGCAGCCUAGAAAAUUUCGUGGUCCCAUACUGUAGACCAGACCCUGAUAUAGACCGUGAGGAUCAUGUGAGAUAUUGUUUUAAGCUGGAAAAGCGUGUUCGUGAAAAAGAUGUCCAGUAUAAAAUCGUCGAUAACUCGAUUCUUGAGCUGUCUUAUAUGUAUCGCCGCGACCCGGAUCGUAGGAUAGUCAAGAAGCAGUUGCCCAAAGGAAACUACGCUGAUGCAGAGUUAAGAGGCUGGCUUGAUAAAUUUGACGUGUUUAGGGUGGAUAUCUCAGGGUUUCAGCGUGAACCCACAAAAAAGCAGCAGCUCUCUGGUUAAGUUACAUACUAAUUCCAUGGGCCAAUGGAUAGAGAGAUUGAAGGCUGGGCUCCGAUUUACAUAAAUGUAGCUGCUUAGUUGAUUUUGAGACAUAAUUAGAUAAU